AUGAAUAAACAGAAAGCUAUAUUAUUUUUAUUUAGCAUUGCUAAAGAGAUUGAAAAAUCUUUCCGAUGUCCAAUUAUAUUUUUAACCGAAAAAGAUUAUGCUGACUAUAUCGUCAAAUCAUUGAUGGGUAUGCAUUGUGUUUUACAAGAUAAAAUUAAAUACAACGAAUUAUUUGAAACUAUAAAACAAUUUCAUUAUGAAUGGCUGCAAGCUGUCCAAGAUAUAGAAUUAUUCAAAAAAAUGUUAAAAGAAUUGCCUCGUGAUGUGCCCCUUAGAGCAAUUGACUUCACUAUAGAUUGUCUUGAAAAUAGAUACACCUAUCUAUGCAAUUACAUGAGAGAAAUGGAAACUAGCAUGCCAAGUGAAGAGAAAAAAAUUAUGGGUACAAAUCUGACGAUCAUAGCAGAGAUAAAACAGAUAAACGUCAGUAAAUUACUUGAGAAAAAGAGAAGGAUCCUUACACAAGUAGAUCAAGCAGAAUAUCUUAAUACAAUACAAAAUGAAUCAGAAGAGCUAUUAAAUUGGUUAGAUAGGAUAAAUGAUAAUUUAGCAUUACAUUUCUGUAGAGUUCUUGAUUUGAAAGUCUCUAUUCAACCAAGUGAUCUUACAAAACCGUUAAAACAAAUUAUUGAAGAAAUUUCAGAUGAUCCGGAUCCUGAAGCGCAGAGAAUAGCUGAUCUGAUUCACUCUACAUGUAAGAAAAUCAGUACUACGAUUCGACUCAACUCAAUUCAAGAAAUAGAAAUAGCAAAAAUAGUUCAAAAAAUUAAAGAGCUAGAAAACCGUAUAAAUAGGUUAGAGCUCGAAAAUUCAUCUGCGCUGAUGGCUUUAAAAAAUAAAACUAUUUACUUAGAAGACAGACUAAAGUCCUUAGAAAAUGUAAAAUUAUCUAAAGUACCUGUUAAAAGCGAAAAUAUCCAGUUUUUAAAUGGUGAAACGGAUUGUAUAUUUAACCAUAUUCUACCUCAUGCGGAACGAUGUCGACUUGUGGAACGAUUGAUGAAGCUUUGGAAUUCCUCAACUGAACAUGAAAACGAAUCAAUUAUAUCUAUUUUAAGCGUUGCUGAUUUAAAAGAGGUAUUUUCUGAUGUCCAUGGACGUUUUUGUGUAGAUAAAUAUGGAAGAAAAUUAUAUGAUAAAUGCAACAAUACACAACUAUCACAACUAUAUCAAUUAAAUGAAGUAAAUAAAUUAGUUCCUGUACAAGAUGACGAAAAACAUGUUUAUUUCUAUGAUGAAUGCGGUCGGUAUUAUCUCAAUGGAAAUAAUCAGCGGAUAUACAAAGCAUACGCAACCGCUAGUGAAUAUAUACUAAAUAAAACCGGAGUUUUAUUGAAAUUACAAGAAGUAAAAGGUGGUAUCGAAUAUUUCUAUGACAACCUAGGACGAUACCAUUUUAAUUUGAAUGGAAAACGAAUAUACACUAAUGAAAAUAGUGAAAAUGAAUAUGAAGAUGAUGGAUUAGGUAAUCUUUUAAGAAUUAAAUCUAGGAAUUACACUUAUGAACCUUAUACAAAAAAACCUUUAACUUUAGAGGAAAACAAGUAUUUAAAACGAGUAGUUGGUCCAGCUUUAAAAGAGUGUGUAGCUAAAGUUGUAUUACACCGACCAAAUGAUCCUAUUGCCUACUUAUCUAUGAGUUUAAUAAAAUAUUGGAAAAAUACAAAAGAUCGGAACAAACAUUUAGAUGAUAAACGAGAAAUGUUUGAGGAACGCGAUCUUUACUGCAUAACAAAAGAAAAUUCAUCUAUCCAGCUUAAAAAUUAUGACAUGGACUAUACACUUCAAGACGAGGCUUCUUAUAGCAUUGAAUACGAAACUGAAGAAGCAGUGGAGGAGAAUUAA
Molecule: messenger RNA, 1845 nt
Organism: Arctia plantaginis
Lineage: Eukaryota; Metazoa; Arthropoda; Insecta; Lepidoptera; Erebidae
Source: the annotation of a GenBank genome assembly